CACAUGGUCUGCAGAUUUUCCCCCACAUGUGGUGAGGAAUAUUCCCAUCUUAUGAGUUGAUAAUUAGUUUGCUAAUUAUUCCUGGCAGUUUUUUCUGUCGUUUGACAAUUAGGGGGUCACAUAGUCAUUUUAGUCUCACGACCUGAUUUAAAAAAUGGCGGUCUUGCCACAGUCUAACUACAGUACCAGCUGACGGUUCUCUGGAGUUCACGUGCUGAUGUCUUUCUGUUGCAAUUUGAAAAGGAAUUUUUUGAGAAAAAAAUGCCUGUGGAUCAGAGACGAAUCAAUGGACCCGAGGUGACAGUGCCCUAUCAAUUGUAUAUUGAUGCCUCAUCGAAGAGUGCAGAGAAAAAAUUAGAUUUAUUGAAUAAACGAGAGGAUGGACGGGCGCACAGUGAUGUCAGGAAGAUGUUCGUCAAAACUGGUGUUGUCAGUCAGGCCAAGGGCUCAGCCUACAUCGAAGUAGGCACCACCAAAGUGGUCUGCUCAGUCUUCGAUCCACGAGAAAUUCCGAAUAAACUAGGCUACAGUCUCCACGGGAAUCUCUACUGUGAAUUCAAAUUCGCAUCCUUCUCAUGUAGGAAGAGAAAAAUCCAUCAACAGGACGCAGAAGAGAAAGAGUACAGUCUAAUUAUGCAGAGAGCAUUGGAGCCUGCUGUUUGCAGGCAUGAAUUUCCAAACUUCCAAGUGGACAUCUACGCCUUAGUGUUGGAUAAUGGAGGCUCAUGUCUACCUGCUGCGAUAACUGCAGCCAGUCUAGCCCUGGCGAACGCUAGCAUUCCAAUGUUUGGACUUGUAGCAGCUGUUUCUGCGGGAAUUUAUUCAGACACAAUAUUCCUGGACCCAACGACCGAAGAGGAAGCCCUGUGCACCACAGCUCCGACCCAAAACGAUAAAUCAGAAAAUCAUGGAAUAAUAAUGCAAGCUUGUCUACCUCAACACGAUCAAGUCGCUGAAUUGUACUUUGUUGGAGACAUUGAUGUAUCCUCGAUAUCACCGGUUCUAGAAACUCUAACUGCCGCAUCUAAAGAGAUUUCUCUUGUUUUGCAGCAAAGAUUAGUGAAAUCUGUUAUUCGAACACUGAAAGAGAAAGAAAAAGAAAAGGAAAAUGAAGUAAAAGGGGAAUAAACUAGUUUUUUUACGUGCAAAA
Molecule: messenger RNA, 1150 nt
Organism: Diachasmimorpha longicaudata
Lineage: Eukaryota; Metazoa; Arthropoda; Insecta; Hymenoptera; Braconidae
Product: exosome complex component MTR3-like
Exons: 4
Coding region: 262-1128 (288 amino acids)
Biological process (GO): rRNA catabolic process; U4 snRNA 3'-end processing; poly(A)-dependent snoRNA 3'-end processing
Cellular component (GO): nuclear exosome (RNase complex); cytoplasmic exosome (RNase complex); nucleolus
Source: RefSeq, a predicted model, not a curated record